Molecule: messenger RNA, 1978 nt
Organism: Apis mellifera (honey bee)
Lineage: Eukaryota; Metazoa; Arthropoda; Insecta; Hymenoptera; Apidae
Gene: Acadvl
Product: very long-chain specific acyl-CoA dehydrogenase, mitochondrial
Exons: 8
Coding region: 52-1947 (631 amino acids)
Molecular function (GO): very-long-chain fatty acyl-CoA dehydrogenase activity; flavin adenine dinucleotide binding; fatty-acyl-CoA binding
Source: RefSeq, a predicted model, not a curated record
UAUAUUUUUUUAACAAAUUUAAUCAAAUUUGUAUAUUAUAAAAUUUUAAAAAUGUUACGAAUUACAAAUUAUAUUCAAAUAAAAUCGCAAAAUUUUAUCAAAAUCAUGAACAAACACAUGAAUACAAGAUGUUUUGUUACUCAAGCUGUUGUAAAAAAUAUAACAGAAGAAAAAACAGAAAAAAAUACAGCUAUAAAAUAUCAAUCUUUUGUCAAGAAUAUUUUUAUUAGUGAAUUAGAGACUAGUCAAAUAUUUCCAUUUCCAGAAGUGUUAACUGAAGAGCAAAAUGAUACGUUAAGAUUAUUAAUUGAUCCUAUGGAAAAAUUUUUUGAGAAAGUAAAUGAUCCAAUGAAAAAUGAUGAUAAUGCAUCAAUAGAUGAGAAAACUUUACGAUCAAUGUGGGAACUUGGAGUAUUUUGUCUUCAAGUUCCUCAAGAAUAUGGUGGAUUAGGAUUAAAUAACACUCAAUAUAGCAGAUGUGUUGAAAUAUGUGGAUAUAAUGAUUUAGGUAUUGGUAUCACUUUAGGUGCACAUCAAAGUAUAGGAUUCAAGGCAAUACUUUUAUAUGGUACACCAGAACAAAAAAAAAAAUAUCUUCCAAGAGUUUGCAAUGGUGAUUAUGCAGCAUUUUGUCUCACAGAACCAAGUAGUGGUUCAGAUGCUGGUUCAAUUCGUUCUCGUGCAAUAAAAUCUGCAGAUGGUUCACAUUAUAUUUUAAAUGGCAAUAAAAUUUGGAUAUCAAAUGGUGGUUUAGCAGAAAUAAUGACAGUUUUUGCUCAAGUUCCUGUACAAGAUUUAGAAACUGGUAAAAUUAAAGAUAAAAUUACAGCAUUUAUUGUUGAAAGAUCUUUUGGUGGUGUAAUAAGUGGACCACCAGAAAAAAAAAUGGGUAUUAAAUGUAGUAAUACAACAGAAGUACAUUUUGAAAAUGUUAAAAUACCAGCAGAAAAUAUUAUAAAGGGCGAAGGACAAGGUUUUUCGGUUGCAAUGAAUGUUUUAAAUAAUGGUCGAUUUGGUAUGGCUGCUGCUCUUUCUGGAACUAUGCGUUAUUGUAUUAAAAAAGCAGUUGAACAUGCAACACAACGAGUACAAUUUGGACAUACAAUAGAUUAUUAUGGAAGUAUUCAAGAAAAAUUAGGUCGUAUGGCAAUGUUACAUUAUGUAACUGAAAGUCUUGCAUAUUCAAUUGCGGGUAACAUGGAUAAUGGAAGUCAAGAUUAUUAUUUAGAAGCUGCAAUUUCUAAAUGUUUUGCAUCAGAAGCUGCAUGGUGGGUUUGUGAUGAAACUAUACAAAUAUUAGGUGGAAUGGCAUAUAUGAAAGAUACAGGUCUCGAACGAGUUAUGCGAGAUUUACGUAUUUUUAGAAUUUUUGAAGGAACUAAUGAUAUUCUUCGUAUUUUUAUUGUACUUUCUGGACUUCAACAUGCAGGAAUUCAUUUGCAACAAUUAAUGUCAGCAAUUAAGAUUCCUAGUAUCAAUUUAAGAUUAGUAUUUGAAGAAUUAAGCAAAAGAGCAAUGCGAACAAUUGGAUUUUCAUCAACACGUAAUCUUAUUCAAUUAGUUCAUCCCAGAUUACACAGUAGUGCUACAUUAUGUGCUAAGAGCAUAGAAGCUUUUGGUCAAACUAUAGAAGGUGCUAUUAUUAAAUAUGGACCAGGAAAUAUUGUGGAGCAACAAUUUAUUCUUAAUAGACUAGCUCAAGCAGCAUUUGAUAUAUAUACUAUGGCUAUUAUAUUAAGCAGAGCAUCUACAUCUGCAAACAAAAAUCUUCCAAAUAUGGAACAUGAACUUCUUAUGGCAGAAACUUGGUGCAAUGAAGCAACUAAUCGUGUGAAUAAUAAUUUAAAAUUUGAUAAAAAAUUGGAUAUAUUUAAUAACUUAAGUAAAAUUUCAAAGAAUAUGUGCGAUGUUGGUGGAUGUGUUCAAUUAAAUCCAUUAGGAUUUUAAUAAUAAAAUCAAUCAAUAACUAAUCAAUAAA